AUGGAUGGUGCAGAACCGCCAUGCAAGCGUUGUGCUGAACGAAAUCUUUCGUGCGUAUUGAACAAAAGCCUGCAGACGUUGAUCGACGAGCGAUCACAAUGGAAGCACGAAGUUGUUGGUGAUCUUGGUGUCAUACACGCGUCUCUUCAACAAGUUCUCAGCAAAUUAUCACUACCUGCACUGCCAUCGUUAAACGCCACUACCGUGGAUGACCUGGAUCCAGUCCAACAGUAUGACGCUGCGGAUCGAGACGAGGACGUCCCAUCGUGUGACAAUUCACCAAGAUCGUCUCCAAAAGGUGAUGCUUUGCCACAUGCACCUAUCGAGUCUCUGUACCAGCUCACCCGUCUCCGAGCACUUCGAUCAGAUGACCCAACCGAGGAACGCAAGCACACCCCAGAUUUCGCGGCCAAUCACCCUGUCAAUGACUUCAUUUCUCGCGGCAUCGUUAGCAUUGAAGAUGCCGAGCGUCUUUUCGGCUUCUUCCUAAACCGAAUUGAUCACUUCAUGUAUAAGAUUGGGAGUCAUCACUAUCGCGAUCUGGACAGUGUUCGCCGUAGCUCCACCAUUCUUACUGUAACUAUCUGUACUGUCGCAGCCCUGCACGAUCCCCAAAGUAAUCAUCUUUACAAACCGUGCAGUCGAGAGUUCCGCCGUUUGAUGUCAGCAUCCAUGUUUGACCGACGGAUCGAUCGCGACCGUAUGCGGGCUCUUUGCGUGGCAUCAUACUGGCUACACGAUCUCUCCUGGACGAUUAGUGGAUACGCCAUCCGACGAGCCAUGGAGAUCAAUUUAAGCAGCAGCUAUCAGCGCGUGCUUGCUAGUGGUGAUGAGGAUUCCAUGGAGUGCAUACGACUGUGGUACGUUCUGUACAUCUGCGACCGACACUUGUCGAUUCUGUACGGUCGACCGUCAAUCGUCAAAGACGAAGUAUCUAUUACUGGGUGGGAGGCGCUUAUGCGGACCUCAGCUUUCACUGAAGCCGAUAAACGACUUGUAAGCCAGAUGGCUCUGCUGAUCAUCAUGGGCAAUGCAAGAGAGCUUUUUGGACCUGACACUGGCGAACCAAUCCCCAAAGCUUUUGCACCACAACUGGCAAGCUUCAGCCGCCAAAUCGAUCACUGGAUGGGCUUUUGGUCGACGGAACUUCUGAAAAUUCAUCAAUUCAUCGGCGGCUUCCCUACAAAGGGCGUGAUUAUACAUCAUCACCUCGCAAAGCUUCAUCUACACUCCCACGUUUUUCGAGGCCUACAGGGUGCCUCCGUACCGGCCCACUUCCGCGAUAGUGCGGUCGCUGCUGUAACAGCUGCUACAGAUACGAUCGAAAUGGUCCUUACUGACUACGACAUUCAGGAAGGACUUGUCGGCAUUCCACACUACAUUCAUUCAAUGGUGGCGUUUGCAUGUGCCUUCUUAUUGAACAUCGCUUCACAAUACAGCGGACAGUAUAUAUCUGAUACUGUAGUGUUUGACUUGACGACGAAAGCCGUGCAGCAAUUUCGAUCAACCCCUGUUGGUAAGUGGCAUUUGGUUCACCUUAUGGCAGAGGGACUCGAAAAGAUGAUCGCAAAGAAGGGCGGCAGUCCAGCGGCAAGAAUCCUGCCCAGUCUACCAAAGGAAGCGAGUCAACUUAGUGCACCUACUGGAUCGGAACUCAAUACCCCGUUGACUGGAGGGUCCUACGGCGAGAAUUUCUUCGGCGGCUUCGACGAUGCAUACAAUCCAGGGGCCUCGUCAUUCCUGAAUUUUGACACAGGUACAAUCGAUCUUGACUUCGCUGGCUUCAGCUUCUAA
This is a messenger RNA of Boeremia exigua, 1794 nucleotides long. RefSeq lists its product as uncharacterized. Gene Ontology annotation, molecular function: DNA binding; zinc ion binding; DNA-binding transcription factor activity, RNA polymerase II-specific. Lineage: Eukaryota; Fungi; Ascomycota; Dothideomycetes; Pleosporales; Didymellaceae. Gene Ontology annotation, biological process: DNA-templated transcription; regulation of DNA-templated transcription. The record is from RefSeq and is a predicted model, not a curated record. The transcript has 3 exons. The coding region runs from base 1 to 1794 and encodes 597 amino acids.